ACUAAGCCAAAAAGCCACAAGGCCAUGGGAGAUGGCGAGUGGAUGGCCAGGUUGAGGACUUUUGCCCGCUGUUGGGUUUGGCCUUCUGGAGAAGGCAAAAGACCAGCCCCAAGGCAACGGAAGUGGUAUGACCUCUACCAGAAGAUUGAGAAAUGCCCCAUGCAGGCCCAUGGGCAGACCACCCUCUUUGGAGGCUCCAUGGCCUGCAGUUGUGGAUUCCACACCAAUAAGUGGUUGUAUUAGCAGUCUGCCACUGCCACUCACUCUUCUGCUGCACCUCCUGCUGCUUCCGAUACGGCUCCUGAAACUGCUGCUUCUGCCCCACCCUCAUUCCUGAGGCCUCCUCUAAAUUUGACUAUGUUCAAUAAGUUUGGCGGGUCCAAGUCAACUUUGCUAAAACCCAACUUAGUGGAUCGGAGGACCCCCAGCCCCUCUCCUCCACCCUCUGCAUCCUCUCCUUCUCUUCCCAGUCCCUCUCCUCCAUUCUCUGAAGGAAUGGCUAGACCUUCUCCUCCCAGCCCCUCUCCUCCUUCCUCUGUGAGGACUCAAUCUAUGGCCUCUGUGAGGACUGCCGCCACCCCUCUAUCCUCUGUCAGGACCUCCACCCCUUCCUUGUCUUCUGUGAAGACCCCCAGUCCCUCUCCGCCAUCCUCUGAAGAAAUAGCUAGGCCUUCUCCUCCCAGCCGCUGUCCCCCUCCAUCCUUUGUGAUGACCCCCAGCCCAUCUUCAUCCUCUGAGGAGCCUGGAGGAGUCCAGCCAGCCACUGCUGGGGGCCCAGCUCCUUUCUGGCUGCCAGGUGAAAGGCCCAAGACCAUCCCUGUGCAGGACCAGAGGUGGAUUGCCAGCACUAUUUUCCACGCUAGCAAGCUGCGGCCAGAUUUGAAGCUGUGGUACGAGCCGCCUGUCCCAGCUCUUAUUUACCACCAGACACCUACACCUGACCGGUUCUUCACCCAUCGGUUGAUGGCAUGGAUGCCCUACCACCUGUGGAAGGUGAAUGUUUUCUGUCCAGCUUGUGGCAAGAACCUGACAGGCUAUGGUGUCCACAAAAGAGCUCAGAAGGUCCUGGACAUAGACAGGUACUACGUGAUGGUGACCGAGACACUCAGGUGCACUGUGUGUUCUCUGAACUAUCUGUCUACGAGUCAGACUGUCCGGGACCAGCUUGACCUGCCGCACCAGAAAAUGUUCCGGCUGAUCCUGACCCGCAAGCUGCUUCGGGACUGGACACCGGCCCAGCUCAUUUGUUGCGGCAGUUGAAAGAGAACCAUGGGGAGGAAUGGCUAAAUCGGUUGGCACACUAUCUUGGGGAGUGUGCUGCCUUUGUCUAUCGACCCAGCCUUUCUCCAGUGGACUGCCAGGAGCCUCCAGAGCCAGUUGACAUCCCCACCAGUCGUUGGCUGCUGUCAGUGUAUGGCAGGGAUAUCCUCUCCAGAAUUGGACACAUAAAGGCCAGCAUCACAUCCAUCUAUGGCAAAAUCUUAAAGAUGGAUUCCACAAAAAAGAUCACAAAGAAGCUGGCUGGCCAUGGAAGGGGGACAGCACUCUGGUUAACCUCCAUUGGAAAUGAGGUUGGCCAGAAAGUGACCAGUGUGCUGUCAGUGCAAGAGGGGCCGGGACUGGACAGGAUGGUGACUGGUGAUAUGGAGCAGUACCGACAGGCUGCCAUUCCACCGCCGGUGCUGCUUUAUGUGGACUGUGGCUGCUGUGUGAGUGAGGGAGUAGCAAGCAAGCUGCAGACCAGGUUCGGCAAGUGGCCAGACCUUCAGAUACGGCUGGACAUCUGGCACUUCAUGAGGAGGAUGGCCGUGGGCUGCACCACCGAUGCCCAUCCCCUCUACCCCACCUUCAUGGGAUGCCUGUCUGCCUGCAUCUUUGAGUGGGAUGCUGGAGACCUCAGCCUGUUGCGGCAGGCAAAGAGGAAACAGCUGAUGCAGGAGGGUGUGCCAGCUCUUACUGACAUCCUGGUGGACAGGAGCAACAGUAAAAAGGAGCUGAGUCUUUACUGCCGCAGGAGGACACGAGGUGAGGAGGCCACCAUCCGCCUCAUUGAGAGGCUGCUGCAGGAGCUGGGGGGUGCAAAUGGGAGGGGCCUUAUGGGUGUCCAACUGCUGGAAGAGGUGCGCAUGGAGCACAUCUGGCGUGUGCAGAAACGCCAUGUCAGGUGCAUCCAGGAUGUGCCGGGUGUGCCUCUCUACACUGAGGUAGGCACCACCACAAAGGCAGGGGUCACUCUGACCAGGUAUCGGUGUGCCAGAGGGUCCACAUCCCUGGAGUCUUUUCACUGCCACCUGAACAGGUUCAUUCCAGGAACCAGUGCAAAUGCACUGAAUUUUCAGCUGUACCUGCUAGAAGGCUUGAAUAGGUGGAAUCAGGAUCGGGCGGCUGCAUCAGUGACCAGCAAAACCAGCAUCCCUUCUCACCUACUCCGGGGAUAUGGCCCACUGCGUCAACACCAACAGCCUGAAGGUGUUUGGGUCGGCCUUUUUGUGCCAACUUUCAGGCCCACCUGCUGA
Messenger RNA from Cyprinus carpio (common carp), 2516 nucleotides. RefSeq lists its product as uncharacterized. Bases 1488 to 2516 code for a protein of 342 amino acids. The transcript is spliced from 8 exons. NCBI's taxonomy places the organism in Eukaryota, Metazoa, Chordata, Actinopteri, Cypriniformes, Cyprinidae. The record is from RefSeq and is a predicted model, not a curated record.